This is a messenger RNA of Amoebophrya sp. A25, 17360 nucleotides long. The record is from the annotation of a GenBank genome assembly. Lineage: Eukaryota; Dinophyceae; Syndiniales; Amoebophryaceae.
CAGAAAUCGAGCGCUUUGUUUUCUGCUACCACUAGCGUUCAACAAUCCGUGAUGGGUUCCAAAAGAGGGACGCCCACCGGACUUAUUCACAGCCUUCGAACAGGAACCUUAGUCAGUGAGACUCCAGCGCAAGUCGCAGCAGGUCUGACAGCAGAGCACCUAGAAAAGGCAAGCGCUUUCUGGAAGAUUACAGGAUUAGGCCAUCCCGAGCUGUGCAACAACGACGUUUUUGAAGACAUGUUAUUCAUAGCACGAAAUCUAGAUCCUAUCAGGAUCUCCACCAACAUAGCCAUGGAACUCCUACAAAAUGCAGCAGAAAAACCGGAGAUGAAAUCACCGAGCGGAGCAAGGAAGAUCCUCCUGGCAGCCAUGCGGAGGUCACCGGUAGCAUUGGAACUCUUCCGGACCUGCAUGGAAAACUCCUUGAAUCAAGUAAAAGAGCAAACUGCUAGGUCGAUUCCUUCAUUCGUCCCGGCUCACCUCAAAAGACAGGUAGCAAGCUACUUGCACAAGGAAGGGAAGGCGGCUAAGGGAUCUCAACUCCGCCUGGUCGUCAGUGCCGAGCCCACGGUGCGUGCGCUCCUCUCCUACGCAUGCAGACAACUAAAGACCCGAACUGAGCAAGCUGGAGCUCUCGGGACAUUCACGGCUGGCGGACGAGAAUUGUCAGCGCUUGAUGUCUGUAGGCAAGCAUGGGACACCGCAAUUACGGCCGCUUUAGAGAAUCCAGAAGCAAUCGUCCUUAUUUCAGUGACAGACUUUUGUAACAUGUUCAGCACUAUGAUAUUCCAGCUUCUUCUGCGAGUAUUGCGCCUCUACAAGAUCCGACCUGAGCUAAUCCUGUUCAUCGCUGCCUCGAACGUAUCCAAGCAAGUCUUCACAUCCAACGGGCCGACGCUUGUCGCCUUACGCAAAUUCUCGCACCUGAUCAUAGGGACAAAUGAAGCAUGUGAGAUAGCGAUCGCAGCUUGCGCCCCCUACCUCGCUUUUCUGCACCGUGUGCUACUGGGUGUACGGGGGGCAAAGGAGCAGGGCAAGACGCCGCCCGUGUUUGUGCUCGACCAACCGACUCAGAAGGCAAGGGACUUAUUAGUCCGAUGGAGCAAGUACACGAUGGACGACGUAGUGGGAGAGGAUAAAUUCAAGUUACGCGAAUGUGACCUAGACUACUGGGAAGAAUAUCAUCUGCUCACAGCAGAGAUAAAGAGGACAGCGAACGAUCUUAAAUUCGUCAUGAGGAUUUGCGUGGACGACAUUUCUGUUCUCCUCACUACUACGCGAAACGAACUACGAGGAGAUUGCCCGUAUUUGCAAGCUUCUUCGCAUGCAGUGUGCCGGAUGGUGGAACUCUUAACAGACGAUCUCUCUUUGUUCUUCGAUGGGAAAAAGAAGUUCAAGCUAGUGAUGCUUACCAAAUUUGAAGAUCAAGAAAGAGACACUCUGGCGAACAAGGCACAGAGCCUAUACCGGGUUUUUGGAAUUGCGCCGCAAAUUGUUUAUGAAGCAACAAUAUGUGGAUUUCCCAUUAGAUAUGACCUAGCUGCUUCUAUGAAGGAUGCGAUCAACAAGAGGAUCGGCGCCUGCAAGUACUUGGCCAUGCGCGUGCGAGGUCUGCUCUCCAACGUAGUUUCAGGGACGGACCUAUUGGACAUUAUCCAACAACUCGCAUUCUCCCCAAUAGUGCACCUCUUUCCAGCAUUUGCGGACCGCGUGGAUCCUCUGGAAAAAGAAUUCAUGGAGGAAAAAAUCGCCGCUGCCAUGUUAUCAGAAUGCGGCUUUUCAAAUCAGGCGAUAAACCAGCUCCUAGCAGAACACGGGUCGGACAGAAAUGCAGAUUUGUUCUUCUCCGCCAUGACUGGCUUUCAGCGGCCAUCGAUCGCAGGUCCACGGGCGCGAGAUAACGCUUUGGUGAAUUGGAUGAGUGUCACAGGGGAUGAACAGAUGGUAGACCUGCUGAGGCUCACUAUCCAAGAGCUGACGCCGAUUGGAGAAACUCCCCCGGAGUUGCGAUCGUUCAAAUUGGCAAAGUCUCACACUAGUCGUUCCACAUACAACAGAUUGAUAGCCUCCAAUACCGCACCGCCGAGAAUGAUUUCUCCCUCUCAAGUAGAAUCAUGCGAUUUUUUGCUGGCGGUGAGCGGCGAAAGCGUAGUGGCCAAAUAUGUAGGUGCACAAGCGUCGCUAGCCGCCAGGUACGCAAUUCCCAUGUGGUGGACCGUCACACUCCCAGACGCGUCUUAUGUGGCUGCUGAACGCGCGAGAAACUCCAAAGUAACUCUGGCGAUUGCUAUGAUAAUUGAUAGAAUUUUGGAAGUGGCGCACAAGGAGAUCCAAGGGAAGACUUGUGUUGUGUACAAUUUUGGGUACCUGCCGCAGGUAGGUUCACUCGCAUACGAGGCAUUAUGGAGAGCCGCACACAGGCUCAAUAUACGCAGCGCCGAACUCGUCUUAGUACAGCAGAAACUUCCUGCUACCCACGCGCACAUCUUGUCGGCGAAAAAUUGUUGCAGUGUUACUAAGAAAUUCGACAUUUACGACCCGCAACUCUUGCGGAGGCUGCCAGAAGACGACGUAAGGGAGCAUAACCUAGAGGAAGGGGCUAACUCGUAUCCGGUCAUCUUGCGUGAAAUGAAAGAUCGAAUGAAGUGGAACCAACUAAGACAAAUCAUUGACAGGAAACUACUGCCGUCGGACGAAUGGGAUGAAGGUAAAGACGACGAUGUUCAAAUCGACCCGCCAGAAGAUUAUACUCUGACCAGCAGAGCAGACGAGGCACUCAAAGAGCAAGAUGCAGAAUUUGCGGAAGAAAUGAAGUCGAAGGUUCCAUCGCCGAAAGAUACGUCCUCAGAUUCGGAAUCCUCACUCGAUAUGUAACUCGAAGGAAAGGAUAAUGAUCAAACAUGAAUGAAUGACACCUCACAAGAUUCAGUCGCAAUAUAGCGCCUCAUCAGACUUCAAAUCUCUCUUCGGUACAUUACUGGCACGCGAGCAAGUAACUCCAACGGGAAAAAUGCAAAUGUGAAUGAACAAAAUAUCCGCUAAAGGCAGUCUGCACUGAACUUUGUCCUGGAUAGAUUUUGAUGUAUAGGGAUUCACUUGCAAUUCACGCGAGUAAUUGGGUCAACGACCAGUCUCUCAACAAUCCCGGCGCAUGUCACAGCAAUAAAUCAGUGAGCCCGAGCAUGAUUUUCUUCUUCUUCUGAUUUAUUAGAGCUCGCUCGCACUACACAAAGAAAAAAAAAAAAAAAAAGGAAACGAAGGCCACCUAUUGAAGUGAAAUGAACCAUUCCAUCUUACUCAACCAUUAGAUGAAAGAGGUUUCGAGAUCAUACGUCAUCCUAUGCAGACUGUAUGUUAGAUGUAGCAUAGAGACUUAAACCAAGAACAAAUGUUUUCCAUAUCUACGACCCUCGACACUCGCUUGCAAAAUACGCAGGUAGGUUUUGACUUAUCGGAACUCCCUCGCUCGCACUACAAAAAAAACGACUUGAAUUGAAUUGAAUUGAAUUGAAUCCACGACUCUUACAAGACACGAGACUGAAUUUGAAAGCACAUAUAACGGAAGACAUCUUACCUCUUCAUCAGAAAGAUGCCUCCCGGAAAAGAACCUGCAAUCUCUGCUGUCAGCUUGCGUGGCAGAGCCGUUCUUUGUGGGGAGAUAGAACCAGAAGCCAUGAAGAGCAGAAGUAGUGUUGACUCAAAUGCCUCUGGCAGCAGCAACGAUCAGCGAGAAUACCCAAUACUGGUUACAGUAGUCAAUGGAGAAGUAGGUGAUUUCUACAGUCUCAGCGGUAUGAUCUUCAACAACUGGCUAGAACAAGCUGCGCAAUCAAUAGCGGACAAGUUAAAGGAGAUGAUCCACCACACCUACACUUUCAACGAAAUUGAGGAAGUAGCUCAUCGAAUCAUCAACAUAUUGGAAAGGCAAAGAGGACGCCGUGGCAUCAGCAGUACACAGGAAGAGGAAAUUGCAGCAUUCGUAUACUACAAUUUACUAGGCGGAGUAGCACGACGUCAACACAUCAAACAUACGGAAUCGCACCUGUGGAGUAACGAAGUUGCCCUUACGGCUGCUCUGGUCAAGGUCAUAGCUCUAGCUGACCAUGAAGAAGGUCGAACUGACGAACCGACAAUGCGAUGGAAAGAACACCCGCUAGGAGGCAAUGCGAGGGGGUCGAACCACUUCCAGACUUUCCUGCAUACCCAAAAUGAAGUGGUCAUCCUUGCAGAAGCAGGCACUUGCGGCGCCUCGAACAACAGUGAAAAAGAAACAAGAAAGGAAAGUAUAUCGAAGUUAGGUGCGGAAAAGAAGAGAAAGAAGUCAAUCGAAGGUGAAGCUCUCUCACAAGCGCAAGAGAAGCAGCAAAAAGAUUUCCAAGCUAGCAGAAAAUUUAGAGCAAAUCUCUUGCUUCUACACGGACUUGCAUCCCCCAGACUUCGAAAUAGGCACCGGACGGUCACCAAACCAUCAAACGACGGCGCCGGCAACCUGGGCGAAAAUUAUUCGUCUUCGUGGGUGUUUGAUCUCAGAGUCACCAUAGAGUCCUUCCUUCAGCAAGUCAUUCCAUCAGCACGCAAAAUGACGACAUCCAAAAGUGCACCUGCUGAGUUGUCCAAUCCUGGAAAGAGCAAACCUACCAUGCACGAGGACAUGUUCGUCAUCGCAUUAGUUGCAAAGGAAGUAGCGGAAAGCGCGGAAAGCGUGUGGGGAGAGAAAGAGCCUACCAGAAAUCAGAAGCUUGCCAUAGCCGAGCUCACGAUACAAGAAUUCGUAACAAAUCUCUCUGGGAAGCCGCUCAUUUCUACUGAAGCAAGCAGAGUAUGGGACCAGCCGCAACUCAUGCAGGCCUGCGUGGUAGCAGCAGCAAAAUCUGCCGACCCUGCCGCCUACUGUCCGCCUUUACGCCGCAUCAAUAAGAUCAACGAAUCACCAGGUGACUCCUAUAGAGCAUUACUUGAAUACAGUGAAAAGCACUGCUAUCUUGAGGAAAUCCAGUCUGACGACGAGGACUUCUUCUUCCAGUCACUUUCACCUCCCAGAGGCCUAGUAAGAAGCAGACAAUCUGAAGCACGAAGUAGCCGUGAGCCGACGAUGCACAGAACAAAUAAGCUGGGAGAAGGACAAUCCACAGAUGGAUGCGACCCUCGGGAACCACUCUUGUUACCCAAGAACAGCAUCACAAGCAGAACGAGAGGAGUCAACACGGAGAAGGCACUCAAAUUCCGCAGAGUAGAAGAUCAAGGGGCCAUCAAGGCGCAAGGAAUCAUGAUACAAGGGAGCACCAACACGGCUUCAGCCUCCUCAUCUGUUGCAUCAACUCCAGCCAGCAAGCCUACCAGUCAACCAUUCACACGCAUUACACCAAAUCUCAACGCGAGUCGAUUCUUCGAAGGAGUGCACACGAUGGAAGAAGAACAGCAUAGUAGUGAAGAGCACAAGCAUAGACAUGAUAACGCGCGAAAAGAGAAGAAACAACGAGACAAGGAGACACACGAGCUCUUCUUCACCAGGGAGGAAACGUCAAACAACAGCGUGAUGGCAAAAGCGAAUGGGAAUCAAAGUGGUGACAUGGACAAACCGAGGACGACCAUAGUCAAGGGUAAGGUUUACGAAUCCGAUUCGGACACUUCAUCCAUGGAAGAUCUUCUUAUGCAAGCAGUCAACGAGUCGGGCGCAUAUGGCAAAAGAAGCAACAGUACUCAUCUCAUCGAUUUUCCCAAAAAGAGCAAGAAGAAAGGGGAUAACAGCAAGGAAGUAAUGAUGCCAAGAGAGGGUCGAAGCGGGACCCCGGAAGUACAUUCGCUCAGCCACAGUCGCAGAUAUAAGUCGAUCGUAGAUGAGAUGGCCUUGGAAAUCGAGCAGAAAUUCGAUUACGUCAUAUCCUUCAAAAUAGUACGAGUUCCUGAUAAUUCCUUCAGCAGUAGCAGAACAUCAUAUGCUCUAGCCGCGGCCAAAGGCAAAGUACUACAACUAGUGAUGGACAACGCAGAAAGCCAACUAACAAAGUCCGGGUGUAGAAGCACAAUACAUGCAAUAGUCGACGCUGCAGCGUUACAAAACGAAAGUGCUAAAUUUGAUGAAUUUCAGCUCAAAGCCCUGGCUACGCUCGCAAUCCGAAACUUCACUACCAGAAGCAAUCAGGAGGCUAGCAUGAUUAGAGGAGUCGGCGUAGGAAGUGGAAAAUCAGGCUGGACUAUUGAUGAACCUCUGCUUCAGGAUGACAUAGUGCGCGCAGCGAUCAUAGUAGAAGCAUUGCAGAAAAGUGAGACGGAGACGGUAACCAGAAACAAAAGCAUUCGUAUUCCAGAAAAUAAGGCAACAACAUACUUCUUCGAGCAAGAUCAGGAGUAUCAGGCGCUCUUAGUUAUCACUGGCAAUUGCGUAACAGCAAUCAAAGUGAUCCCAGCUGAGUUCAAUGCAGACCAGGUAAUAACAGCUACGCAUAUGAAAUACAAUGUUCGGCGAAAGCCGGCAGAAGAUAGCAGCACAGGGUCAGAGAUCCCAAUUGCAAUUCAACUGGAUAGCAGCGAAAGCGAAGCUGAUGAAAGCAACCUGCAUGGAGAGUCCGGACAUGGAACAAAUCUAGGCAUCUCCACCCUGAUGGACGGAAAAAUAGCUACCUACAAAACCAUAAAGCCGAACGAGAACCAGUGGACGACAUGUCUAAGCCGAUCCAUAGUGGCCGAACUACAAUAUUUAGUCCCGCCAGAAAUACGUCAAGAGGACAUCCAAGAGGUUGCAUCUAGAGCAACAAAAAUACUGGAGCAGCAAAGAGGAGAAGCUGCCACCACAUCCAUACAAAAUCAGGCCCUUAAGACAAUGCUAUCGGAGCAGUUCCUCCAAGGAUACGCACAUCCCAGAUACAUAAUGUACUGGCACAACCCAAUGUGGAGCGACGAUCUUCUCUUUGCAGCUGCAAUCAUCAAAACGAUAGAUGAAGCAGACGAGUCUACGAGUAACAAAGCAAGGUCUAUUGUACUACAACAGAUCGCCCCGCCAGGAAUCCCCAAGGGUGCAACCAGCUUUCAGCUGUUACUCGAGAGCGAGGGAGACGAAUUUAGGAUGAUGGUGGAAGAAGAGUUUGAAGUAGAAAGCGGAUUGCUGCGCCACCAGGCAAACGCACUCCCUAGCCCUCCAGCAGGAGAAACAGGAGACGCAGUAAGGAGUAAUCCUGCUCGACGACUAGCCGCACAAGCUCCAGAGGUUAAACAACACUUCGAAUCGGAAGCAGAUAGUAGUAGAAUGAGAAGGAGUGACCAAGAUGAAGAACAAGGGCAAGGAAACGCAGCGGCAGGAAACCAAGAAGAAGACUUGGCAGGAGUUUCCCAUGAAAAACGAACAAGGUCUACUCUAGAAACAAAUGAUGGACAGCAAGCUUCAAGAUGCUUCCCGCCGCGGAAUCAAAGGACUAACAAUUCUCCUGUGCCGCAUGGCAAGCAUGAACUUUGGGGGCACUCAAGGAACCCGCAAGAUGACGAAUCAUUACAUCUACCACUGCCGAACUGGUCUAACUCGCCUACAUACAAAGCAAUCAUCAAGGACAUCAAAUUCGAAAGACACGAUAUGUGUCACAACUCUCCUGCUGUAGCAGGUAGAGCGCCCCUUCUAGGUGACUUAAGACCAAGAAGUACAGCAGACGUACAGGAAUGGGCUGACCACAUGCCGCAUUCGCUUAAAGGAGAGCCCCUAGUUAGUCCGUACAACUUCAAAAUCAAGGAAGAGGAAGCAAAUCACGCACAAUACGGGGGUGGAUCGAAUGAAGAAAAGGGAACCGAGACAAAUAGCUUUCAAUUCAAAACCUAUCCCACGAUCAAACAAUGCAUGGAAGCGAACGAAGUGAAAGGGGCAUCGCUGAGGAGACUACGAGACGCAGAGGAUAGUAGUGAAGAAGCAUUCGAUUACGAACUCUACGAAUCAAUCCUUAAUCAGGAGCGAUGAGGCAUCCAGGUUACACGUCGCCCUGAUCGUGAAUCUCUUGGAAGGAGUGGACGACUUAGAACAAGCAUGGAUGGCCACUCUGGUGGCAGAUUACUGCUCAGGACUUGCAGUUCAAUUCCUUUACGAGCAAAUGCCAACAAUCCAACAAACGACUUCCUUCGUCGAAGUCAUUAAGGACAUCGUUACCCGCGAAGCAGUGGAGGAAGAAACAUCGGGCAUCGACGAUUCACAUAGCGAGAGAAUCAAAAGCAGCUUCUUCACGAAAUUAGGAACCAUCUGGCACCGAGAAGAAGAGGCAGUAAACAUCAUCAAGAAAGCGCUUAGUAACGAUGAGGCACCGCACAACGCUCAAGGCAAAUCAAGGGCAGCAGGAAAUCUCGUCAUCAGCAACAACAGGAACAAGGAAAUCAGCUGUAACAAGGUUUGUACCGCAAAAGAGCCACUGAGCAGCAUCCUGCUAGUACUCCCAGACAUAAGAUCGGAACGGCAUGCAGAUGAAAAUCGCAGCCAGCCAUCUACAGCAUACUACGAGAACAUGAUGAUCGACAAAGACGAAUAUAACCGUAUCGUCGACCUCGUGGAUGCUGCGCGAGAAGCCCACGGAGACAUCGUCGACUCGUUAACACAGACGUAUCGAAAGCGCAACUGGCGAAGACUACAUCCGAUAUUCAAAAUGAGAAAAACCAUUGAUGGUAAGCAGUAUAUUCCAGCCGACAAAUCAGCGCAGGCUUCUCAUCAACAAGAAAGGCGUGAUGAUACUCUUGGGGCUGCUCAUCAAGGAGAACAGGGCCCGCAAAACGGUUCGUGUCAAUUCGACUACAGUAGCAUCAGUUACAGCGACCAAGAAGAAAAUCUAAACGAAUCCGAUCAUCGAAUUGAAGCAGCGACCUCAUCCUGUCGACGCCAAACGGAUAAGUCGCUGAAAAGAAAGUAGUUGACCAAGGAGUAAAGAAGAAUGCUUCUGGGGAGAAAGAAAUGAAAAGUAGACAGAAGAAGUUCUUAUGCGGGUUCUACAAAGAGAACAAAGGCAAAAGGAGGGGCUGUAAUGUCAAAAUGAACUCUUAGAUGCGUAGAGAAAUGUAUCGAAGACAAGGGGGCCUCAAGCUAGGGUAAAGCCCAUGCGUCAGGUGUACGAUUACGGAAGUCAGGAAGAACCCGAGUAGAAGAAAAGGUAACCCCUCCUCACCAUGAGUCGGUCUUGAAGAAGAUAAGAAUAUUCAUCGUACAAGACAAGAAGACGGCUUCAUGAAUAAAUAUUCAAUUGUCUUACGCCUCCCAUAUCCCGUGCUAUCUAGUCAGAUGCGGUCUGGAUGUCUUUUCCGUAUCCUCAUGGACAUAAGAUGAUGGCACAAAAUCACAAGGAGAGAAAACUGGAGUGAAUCUGAUGCAAGGACCCGCAGAGGAGGCGUAGAGUUCAGUAGCAUCGAAAACGGAGCUCCAAUGAUGUGAACGAUGAGAGAAAGAGAGAAGAACGGAGCAUCCCUGCACGACGUUGCUUUUCUUCUUAAUGACUGUGCGAAAAUGAAUUGAAAGAACUUUAUUCGAUAUUCUUCCUUUCGACAUAGGGACCGCGCUAUUGAAUUGGAUUGAAAAAAGAAAAAAAGGGAGAAGAAAAACACAAAGAGGCUCCACAUAAUCCUCCGGACCGUGGCCACGAAAAUCGCCUGCCAUAUGGAAGCACGGUUGUUAGUGGUUUGUAUGUAAGUAAUCAUGUAUUCUUAGAGGACAAAAUGGGAUAAUGUGCGUGAGAAACAUGUGAGGUAACAAAAAAAAAAACAUAUGGGCGGCGCGAAGGGGUACAGAGGACGCGUGUCGGAAGUCCCCUCGCCACCGGCACAACUUUCGCCCACCGGGUUGACGAACGGCAAGGGAAUCCUACGAAUACCACCGGCAAUCUUGUCGCCUCCUAGCCAUUGGAGCCCCAGCCUUCACCGCGACAAGCAGCAUGGGAAAGGAAAGAAGAGCACAUGGAGCAAUUCCAAGAUAGGUGGAAAAGAGAAAGGACAUUUCUCACGUCGACACGACGGCAAAAAAGGCAGUCUGCAAGUAUUACCGCAAGCAUCCUGCACAUCCGCUAGUAGUAGCUGCUUGAUUACGCGACCAGAGUCGGAGUCUUCGUGUAGAAUCGGGGAAAGAAAGAGUGCAGAGGCGACGGUGAAGCUAGUUGCUAGGGCACAGGUAGAAACAACGACUCUCGCGCAUUCCGGAGACUUCAGGAGUCAGCAAUACAUCAUUACGCCCUCGCAAAAUGCAGCAGGCACGUACAACGCAUCGAAGCACAGGCCUCCCUCAGUAGAGACACUUUCUUCCUCGGCGGCAGCAGUGCGAUCGAAGGAAGCAGAUAAAGUAGAAGUAGAAGAUCCACGAUCAGGGGUGCAAAAGUCUCCUGAGUCAGGCAAAAAGCCGCCGCAAGGAACGACAGAACGAUCCCCGAUUAGUGAAGAUUUCGCCGAUAGAGACGAAAAAAUGUCAGACAGAGCAAGCCCCUCCAGAUCGAGGCGUGAGAACCCAUCUCACUCACCAUCUGCAGAGCAGUCUUCACAGAAGAGAGAGAGAGUGUAUCUUAACCGAAGAGAGGUAAAAGCUAAGAUUCUUUGUUCUUCUGAGAUGCACAUCAAUGCGCAUCAGCGUGUAGCAAUGUGAAUAAUGAGGGAUGAUAGGACUUCUGAAUGGAUGAAUACAGUUGAAAACAGCAAAAGCACUAAUUCACUCGACUCAUCACAAGAGAAACACCCUAUCUAUACAAUCCCCAAUAUAUCAGGAAACGCAACCUUUCGCUAGAGAGGGACUUUGCGAAUCCCAUCCACUCCCACUUGACAAUGACGGGAAUGCGAAACGCAAGCAGGUAGAGAAGGUAUCGAGAUUCAGAGAUAUCUUCAGGAAAAAGACGCUGAAUUGAUUUGAGUUGAAUUUUCUUCCCCCGGAUCCCUCAGGUCCAAUGAAUAGUACGAAGUAAGGUAGCAAGAGAAAAGAAGUCAUUAUAUCUUUACUCCUCACUGAUACACACAUUGAGACUCAGGAGGAGCAGGGGAUCAUGGAUGGUCGCACGGACAGAAGUAACAAAUGCAGGGACGAGGGAAGAGAAGAGAAUAUGCGGGAAGAAGUUGCCUUCAACGAACAAGCACCUCCAAAGAAGAAAGUGCGUUUCGUGAACACGCAAGCAGUUCUCAUGCCACCUUCUCAUGGAACAGGUAGACGAGAAGCAGCAAGACGCAUGGAAAGUAAAGCUGUGGUAGAGAAUAAAGCUGCGCAGGAGGACGAAUUCACCUCGGCGAUCACGAGCAGAGAAGAGGCCCAGCAUCUAGUAUCUCGGGACGGUGAACCAGGUAGUAGUGCUGGAGAAAUGAGGCACAAGAAAGUGGAAAGUCCACAGGAGCAACAGAACAAGAUACAAGGACAGCGGGAGACUUUGGUUCAUCUGCGGACGACCAAUAGCGACGGCACGGCCCGUAGGGCGCGAGAAGAGGGAAGCAAGCCAAACGAUCGUCCGCAGGCUGUCAGGAAGAUGGCAUCUUCAGGAUCAUCUUCAAAUAGCUCCUCCUCUACGACCUCAUCUAGCUCAAGCAUAGAAGAAAGGAUCAAAGGUAUGGAGGAUGCAGCAAAAACACAAGUCAGGAGCCCUAUGGAGAUGUCACGCGGUACGACCGGAGGUAAUAGUAGUAUACAUCAUCACCACAAGCUCAAUACGGAAAGUUCCAAAGUUAGCGAUAGACAGCAGGACAAGACGGUAAAGCAAGUAAGGGACAUCACAGGAAAGCAUAAUCAUUGGGAAACGAGAAGCACGUCUAGUGCUUCAAGAAGGAGUACGCUACAUCCAGCUAACGCGAUGUCGGAACGAAGCCAGCGUAAUCGGCACGAUAGCAGGACUCGGAAGUAUGACAGGAGGAGAUCAGAAGAGGAUCGACAACAUCAAUCACAACAUAGGAUGCCCACGAAUAGAAAAUACGACGAUAGAAGACAAGUGCGGAAUUUCGUGAAUAGGAACAGAUCGAGAAGUAGGAAUGAACGUAGGAGAAAUGACAGCAAGGCAAAUGAAUACAGGGACCGGAGUAAGGAGGAGCAGGACAAUAGCAAACGGACGAGGAAUAUGCAUCAUCAGACAAAAGAAGCAACAAGUAAUGGGAUGAAGUCAUCGAAGAAUAGUACAGACGAGCAGUUGCAGGAAUUCCAACUCAAUAAGAGUAGCAGUAGCACGACGCGUUUUCUUACAUACGUCCCCAGGCAAACACCCGAGAUGGAGAUAACGCAACAGGAAGUAGAGGCAUUAGGACCCAUAGAACACGACGACGCUGCACGGAAAGAAGAGCAGACUGGAAGUGUAAUGCAGUUUCCCAUCGACAGGAUCACUCCGGAGAUGGAAGGAGCACAGCAUUUAGCAGAUAUGGAAAUCAACUCAAUGGCAUCUGGCACAGGGCAGCAGAACAGGGAGCACCAAGGAAACCAAGAGAACAUCCCACUCCUCAACAUGCCGAUGACGACCCAGCCGAGCGUGGAGAGUAUGCACGCCAUACCUGGAAGGGCAUCGAGAAGGGGUCCUGAAGCUGCCAUCGGGGUGCGGCCAAGACCAGCACUCUUCGGAGGGGAUAAGGCCCUCGACACCCCGCUCAGCGGGAGGAAAUGGAACUUCUUUCCCAUCGACUUCUUCUGGUUGGUGAUUCACACCUUAGCACAUGGAAACUCUCUGAAAGCAUUAAUCCCUUACUUCAACGUCGGCAACCACAUCAAAGUAGUUUGCAGAGUAAGAUUAGGACCCGGUAGGACCACACAUACGAUUCAUCUACAACAUUUGAAUCAAAACACUUGUCGAGUGGAGAAUGAUGCAGAGGGACUGUUAGGAGCAAUGAUCACAGAAGUAAUCAAGAAAGUAGAACAUGAUGCACGUUUAUUCACCACGGCGCAGAUCAAGGCGCAUCCGACAUCGUUCAGUGAUGUAUGUGUGAAUACACCCAGACUACUACUAGGCAAAGAGUGGAAAGGGAAAGAUGGACGAGUCGCACAGUGCUUCGAGAAGGAAGCGUAUGGAUUGAGCAAUCUCUUCCACCCACCGCCGGAAUACGACCCUAAGAGGCUGUUGAGAUACGAACUCGCUGCUCUAGAGGUACGGGAUGCAGGAAGGCCGGUGAUCAUAGAGAUGGAGGAUGAUAAACAUGAGGAUCGGCCGCCGCAACUCCCUAUAGAAGACGCGCGUCAGCUACUGGCCUUGGAGAAUGGAAGCGUGCGCAAUCAAGUAGCGCCAUUUCCUCCGAUGAGCACCCCUUUUUGGGAUCUUCAACCUAGUGUAGCCAACAUACGGAACGCAGGCCCCGCAUCCUCCUCUUCCGCACUCAGCUUCAAUACAGGAUUAACAGGACAACAGCAAUUCUACAACACCUUCAGGACACCUGCAACAUCGUCGCACUUUCCCAGCAUCCUGGGAUGGAACGGCGCUGCAUCUCAAGCAACUAGUGUAUUCUCUCAUCCAAUGGCUUUAUCUGGGUAUUCCGAGAUGAAUAGUCUUGCACAUCGGAGCAACAUCAUGACAUUGACACAGCAACAUCGAUCAGCCAGUCAGAGCGACUUCGAAGGCAGGAAACGCAGGAAGGGCAAGAAGCAGCGUAGCACGAAAGUAGAUACCUCGGAUAGCGAAUCAAGCAGCUCAGCAGGAUCGAACAGUAGCGACGAAAGAGAGCAAAUCAGGAAGACGAAAUUGCUGCUCAGAAAGCUCGAGAAAGAUCGGAAAAAGCGCAAACAUCGAUGAAGAUGAGCUUGCGAGGAGAGACAUGAUGGCGCAAGGGACGACACUUUGUAUCAUUCCAAGAAAUUAAAAACCUCAUAAUUUAAAGACUAAAAAUAUGAACAUUACCAAGGAAAGAGAGUAUGUAGAUGCAUGAUAGAAUAGAGCAAAGUUAUUGGUCUGCACAGGUUGUCCAUUUGCCAUCACCGCGCAUUCGUUCCCAUGAGAGCAACGGGCAUUUCAAAAUUUCUUACACCUCAGUAGUAUUGAUAAAUCUGAGUCGACGAAGAAAUACAAGAAGAGACGAGGUCAUAAUGACGAAGCGAAUUCAUCGUGAAAUAAAGUACACGCAGCGAACACGGUCAUAUGGGCAGAGCAUGAGGAACUACGACGUCGAGGAGGAUGCACUGAAGAUCGCUCGAGAAGGUAGCAUGAAGGACAAGAACAAAGUCAGUGAGUGAAUUAGAAAAAGGAGCGAGAGAGAACCAAAAACAUAUUCCUCUAGGGGAUUGUCUAUUCCCUUUCCUCUUGAAGAAGGGUCAAAUCGAACUUCAAUUGGAACAACCCUUAUCAACUGGAUUCAACUGGAUUAAAGAGGCAUUACGCGGAAAAUGUGUCUCAGAUGAGUAGGAAGAGAGGCAUGUAAUCGCAGCACUCUGCUAUGCAGCGGCUCACUGGCACGAUGUGCGUGUGGAUAUGUGGCAGCUAUUACCUGUACGAGCAGAGGCGGGCAAGACACAGCGCAAGUGUGAUGCCGCUCUACGAAUGGACGCGUGUCUGGUUAAGAGUAGUGCGGAAACGUGUAUUAACAGCAUGGCAUGAGUUUCAAGGGAUAGCAGUUGAUAAUUUCGUAAAAUGUCAAGUAUACGACCGCAGUAGCGCAAUCUGGAUUUUACUCUUCAACCUAUUCUGCGAGAUAGAGGCCCGUGCAAUGACACGGGAUUUUUGGCAGAAAAUUAUGAGUGGAGCAGGUCAACACUUCGUGACAUCACGUACAAGGGAAUGCCGCUGGGGAUUUGACAUGUACGUGGAUGAUACGACCAGCACAACGUUUUCCCCUUGGAGCACCCUCAUCACGAAGCAGGUGCAGCAGAGUGUACUUCGAGCGAUUAGGAGCAACUAUCGUUCCUUGACCGCGAGGAUAGCACCUCGGGAGAGCGUGCGAGAGCCUGCGCAUGGACGAGCCGGGACUGACCUGACUAUCACGCAUGACACUCCAAUGGAAGGCAGGUUGAGAACGCACAAUAGAACGGCGAAUCGAUUAGCAGUAAGCAGGGACAACAGAGAGCGCAACUUCGCAAGGGGGAUCGGUAGAUGUACAAGGUUGGCAAACCCUUAGUGAAACGAAAGGAGAAAACAUUAUAUGAAAGAAAUCUUACCAAGGUAAAUCAAGCAUGAGGAAGGAGCACACAAAUAAUACGCCAUUCACGACAGAUCCAUCUACAAUCCUGAGGAAUCAAAACAAGAAGAAAAACAUGUGUUGCAACACCAACGGUUGAAGUUGGAUCCAUCUUUCCGAGACAAAUUCCCAUGUUAUAGGGAGUGAGCGUCGAUGGCUAAAAGGAGUCAACUUGCACUGCAAUGCUGCUUGUAUGACCGUGAUCGGGGUGUGCGUGUCGCGAUGCUGUUUUGUAAUAAAGGGACCCUAAAACAGGAUUGCGACCCGCAGCAAAAUGGUUAGGUAUUCAAAAAAACAGGAUUUUUAACAGCUUCAAUGAAAACCUGAACGAAGUAAAGGAAUAAGCAGCAGUAUUAGAAGGAUUCUCCAUUGUGGUUGAAUCGAAUAAAGCGCGGCCGAAUCAACAAAAUGGACCCCCAGCAAGCUGAAACGCAAUCGUGAUGGACUGGAAGGAGCGACUACGGAAGGUAAACCUGCGGAGGAAAGGUGUGCUAGAAAAGGACGAGCACGAACCUCAUGCAGGAAGAAGAAUCAGGCCGAAAGCGGUAGCUUCUCGCGCAAGAACGGAAAUCCGAAAUGAUUCGAGUGAUCCCGUGCAGCUAAGCGAGGACAAAGCCAUAGCGCCAUCGACAGCAGCUGGACCGAAGGACGGAAAAGUCGAGGAGGCACAAGAAGAGGCAGCUGACCCAAAAGGGAAACAAGGAUAUGGCUCUGACAAGUAUGCCAUGGACUUCAUUAGGAAAAAGCAUCCAGAUGUCGAUGAGUGGAAAAAGGAAGCUAGGGACGAAGUAGUACGGCAAGUCAUAGGACUGUCAAAGCAAAAGAAGAUGGAGCCAGGGCCGGCAUUUGACAGAGAGAUGGUGAAAACAGCUCACAGAGGAAGACCAGAGACGUGGGAUCCCAACGGAGUCAAGUAUACGCCAGGAAUGUUCCGGAACAUAGAAAUAGACAAUCACAUCAUUCAGAAACAGAUAGACGCACUGAAAGCAGAAGUAACGGAUAAAAAUCCCAAAGAAGGUGAAAGUGGUAGAUAAUGAGCACAUGGAUAUCUGUGAAAGCAGGUCACUAGUAAUGAAAAGAAGAGCGAAUAGAUAAACACGUGUGAAAGACAGCUGGAUACGAAGAGAAGGAGCACUAAAGUGUGAUUGUCUUAAAAGGCCAGCCCUGUUACAUCAAACUUCUCAUUGCCUUGGAAAGCACGAUCUGGAAUGAUAAUUCUUGGAUGAACAAUCGAAAAGAGGUAGCCCUUAGGAAGGUAAAGAAAGGAGGCAGUAAUAGAUCAUCGAAUCGAAAAAAUCGCAAAGAUCAUUAGGAGAUGAGCUUCCACGGUAGCGAAAAUGAUCCGAACAAGCAGAGCUGGGUCGAGGACUAGAUUAAAGGCGCAGACGCUCCAAUGAACAUCAAAUAAAAUCGAACCGAUUGAGAAGUAUUGAAAUAAGGAGACCAGGAGUGGUGAAGCAGAGGGUAGAUGCAGAAUAGGGCGGAACUAGAUGAGUGAAGAAAAGAUCUGAAUUGCAGGUAGGUAAGACAGAUAGGUAGGUAGAAAAAGAAAAAACAUGAUGGAUCUCGUGACACCGGUGAGUGGUGCGGAACGAAGAGCAAAGGAACAGGGGAGCAACAGCGGAGAUAGCUACAGGCAAAUGGAUGGAAUAACAAGUCCCUGCAAGUGUGCAAGACACGAUCGCAAAAGGACGUAGUGUAUAUGCAUGCUCGAGGGUAAGCAGCACGCAAAAAGAAGUCGAAGAGCAGAAAUCGGUUCAGAGAGAAAAACUUAUCACCAGUAAAAAUAAAACCCAAAAAUCAGCAAGUGCCGCAGCAUUGGGCCGUCUAGGACAUUGGUCGUGUCGAAAGUAUGGGCGAUGGUGACUUAAGAAGAUUAGCAUAGUUAGACAAGAGUACUAUUAACAUUGGAAAGGAGAGAUGGGUGCCCAAGAUCUUGCUAGUUGAAUGUUGCAAGUAACUUGGUGGUAGAUAGAGUAUAUAGAUAGCAGCGCCCCAGCUCCUUUUGUCACUGUCACUCGCGCUUUGGCUCGUGGAUCGGUGUUCUGGACGUAAAAGCACGCGUGCCAGCACGGAUACCCACACGCUCCAGUGAUGCCUCAAGUCGGACCUUUCUCGGAAGAAUAAGAGAUCGGGGGCUGUUGGUGUCAGACUCGGUUCCACAUGGUAGAUUCGUUUACCUGGUGUGCCGUUUUUUGUGGCUCUAGUCGACUACGCCCAGUGAUGGGGAGAUGGAGUCGCGCCAAUGAAUUGAAUUGAAUACUAUUGCUGAAGUACUAGUACAAGAAUUGAGGAAGAAUCUGUAUGAG